Molecule: messenger RNA, 1401 nt
Organism: Morchella importuna
Lineage: Eukaryota; Fungi; Ascomycota; Pezizomycetes; Pezizales; Morchellaceae
Exons: 3
Coding region: 1-1401 (466 amino acids)
Source: RefSeq, a predicted model, not a curated record
AUGGGGACUGAGGUGCAGCGGUUCCCAGAGGAAUCUCCUUAUGGAAAGUAUCUCGUUAAAGACCUGGGAAUCUUUUACGCCAUCUCAAUGACUGCUGGCUUGGCCAGAGUUGGAAUAAGAUGCUUCAUCAAUCGAAAGAUUCAUCUCGAGGAAGUGCUAAUGAUAGGCUGCAUGCUCUUCUACACUGCUUACAUGCUAUGUGUGGCUGUCUACCUCGAGAAAGGGACAAAUCUGAUGAACACUGCCGAAGACUUUAUCAUGUUGAUCAACCAUGAUGAAAGGUUUCGUGUCAUAGGCAGCAAGGCAAGUUUGGCCUCAUGGUAUCUAUAUUGCAUCUGCAUCUGGGGAUGCAAGUGCACUUGGUGGUGUGUAAUGAGGAAAUUUGCUAUCAUAAAUGGUAAAAGAAGUCUGGCCGUCAUCCUUGCUGGAUGGUUUCUUCUUGUUACCUUCCUCGCAGCCAUGAUCACAAUAUCUGCUAUUUGCACUCCGUUUACGGAUUAUUGGCAGAUCAAUCCACUGCCUGCUGUUCGCGAAUGCCAUGAUACAUACCGCACGAUGUUGAUCGUUGGCUCUCUGAAUAUCGCAUCAGAUAUUCCGCUGCUUGUGACCCCGAUACCAUUCGUCAUGAAGCUGAGAGCUCCGAUUCGCAGGAAAGCGGGAUUGUACUUUCUCUUCGGGCUCGGACUCCUUGUGAUUGGUGCUGCCUUUGGCCGCAUGGCGGAAGUCACGUCGUUGAGAUGCCUUGGAUCAAGCACAUUUUGGGCUCUUGUUGAAACGACCUGCGCUUUCGUUAUUGUCAACACCCCUGGAGUAUUUCCCCUAUCCCACAGCCCUGUUUCCUAUAAAUCACUAACAUCAGCUCAGAUUGCAUCACUAUUCAAAUAUAUAUCACGGAAAAAGCAGCUUAAACAGGAUUUUGCGCGGAGGAGGCUUUUUCAAGCCGCCCACACUAGUGCCGACCCUUAUCAAAUGGGUCAAACCCCCCCAAAUACCCUCGAGUCUCCCUACCGUCGUCACCAUAGGCUGUCCGAUCACAGUCUUCCGUAUAAUGAUAGCGCUAGCGAAGAAGAGACCGCAUCAAUCACUGAGGCCAAUAUCAUUAAAGACCUGACAAGCGUUACCAUUAUCAGUGCUGGAGUCGAAACUGGGAAUGAAGAAAGUUUUGAAGACACCGAUGAUACAUCAAUUGGUACUGCCGACGGAACAUCUCAGCAUAGUAGCGGGAGCUCAGCACCUAACACUGCCAUCGACUACGGAAGUAUCUAUUACCCCGAUUCUCUUGAGACCGGUCAGGAAAGCGAAGGACACUCCAUGCAGGACGAUAUGACUGCAGAGUCUGAUUUGGGACAACUCUUCAGGAGUUCUGUCGAUCUGGAACAAGGCCAUAUUCAUGCUAUCUAA